UGAAAGUGCCUUUGUUAUCUUCCCCUCGAUUUCUGCGAAUAGUCCCGUGAACCAGAACUUUCCACAUGAAAGAUGGCUGCUCUCUCUGUCCUCUCUGCCUGUCAGCAAAGUUAUUUCGCUUUGCAGGCAGGAAAGGCGAGAUCAAAAUACAAAGUCACAGCCCCAGCAGUCUCUGGGUCACCAGAGUUUGAGAGAAUAUUUCAUGCACAACAAAACUGUGUGGAGUUUUACCCAAUAUUUAUGAUUACAUUGUGGAUGGCUGGAUGGUAUUUCAACCAAGUUUUUGAUACUUGUCUAAGUCUGGUGUACAUAUAUGUCCAUCACCAGUAUUUCUGCGGAUACUCAGAAGCUGCUAAAAAAAGGAUCACUGGCUUCCGGUUGAGUCUGGGGGUUUUGGCCUUGUUGACUGUCCUAAGCACCGUGGGGAUUGCAAACAGCUUUCUGGAUGAAUACCUGGACUUCAGUGUUGCCGAGAAACUGAGAAACAAAUCGUUUCUCACCCGUCUUGAUAUGAUGCCAUCCUCAACCAAUAAGAUACCAUCGUUUUGGAGGUGAGAGGAAAUUCACCUCCUGGGCUAAAUUAGGCAGAAAUGGCUGAUCACUUUGCAUAUCCUAUUUGUGAAGUGGAAUAUGGUUCAGCAGAGAAUACUAUCAAUAAAGGCCAUUAGGCUAAUUUCCCCUAAGACUUGAGUAGGAUUUGAGAGGUUAAAGGCUAUCGCUUCUGCUAAGAAGCUAUUUCGACAGAUGGGACAUUUCUUGGAACCACUCUGUAGACUUCCACAUGCUCCAGAUUCUCUGAAUCAUAAUAUGUCGGUGCGAACUGGCCAGCUUCCUGAGUUAGAAAAAGAAACCAUCCUCCUACUUGCUACUUGGCAAUGAACUUUAUGCAU
Globicephala melas (long-finned pilot whale) is the source of this 890-nucleotide messenger RNA. It is a transcript of the gene MGST2, whose product is annotated as microsomal glutathione S-transferase 2. The record is from RefSeq and is a predicted model, not a curated record. Gene Ontology annotation, molecular function: leukotriene-C4 synthase activity; glutathione peroxidase activity; enzyme activator activity. Gene Ontology annotation, cellular component: endoplasmic reticulum; nuclear envelope; membrane. Gene Ontology annotation, biological process: leukotriene biosynthetic process. NCBI's taxonomy places the organism in Eukaryota, Metazoa, Chordata, Mammalia, Artiodactyla, Delphinidae.